AUGACCACUGUACGCGAGCUCUACGGCGGCGCAAUGACCAUGCAGGUGCCAUCGGGCAUGGUCGACAUAAGCGAGUUCCGGCAGGUGCCGGACAACCAAGAGGUGUUCUGCGACACCUCGACAGACCGCAGCCUGAUCAUCGAGAUUCUGGAGGCCGUGCCGCAGCCUGGCAUGCAGGCCAUCGAGUACCAUUUCGCGCAGCUGGCCAAUGCCAACGACGCGGCCGAGAGCGAAAUCGUCGAAACCACAGAAACAAACGGCAUGUUUGCAUUGGCGGGCCGACAGCAAGCAGGGAAAUUCAACCAGCAGGGGACGCAGUGCGUGGCUGUGCUGCUGGCGCUUCAGCGCAUUCCCGAAAACGACGCCGACGUUCUGAUAACCAUGAACGUGCCG
Messenger RNA from Linderina pennispora, 393 nucleotides. RefSeq names its product Mog1p PsbP-like protein. Gene Ontology annotation, molecular function: guanyl-nucleotide exchange factor activity; small GTPase binding. Gene Ontology annotation, cellular component: nucleus. The annotation marks the transcript as partial. The transcript has a single exon. The record is from RefSeq and is a predicted model, not a curated record. Gene Ontology annotation, biological process: protein import into nucleus. NCBI's taxonomy places the organism in Eukaryota, Fungi, Kickxellomycota, Kickxellomycetes, Kickxellales, Kickxellaceae.